Nerophis ophidion (straightnose pipefish) is the source of this 2233-nucleotide messenger RNA. Its product is annotated as zinc finger protein OZF-like. NCBI's taxonomy places the organism in Eukaryota, Metazoa, Chordata, Actinopteri, Syngnathiformes, Syngnathidae. Bases 313 to 1686 code for a protein of 457 amino acids. Gene Ontology annotation, biological process: regulation of transcription by RNA polymerase II. Gene Ontology annotation, molecular function: DNA-binding transcription factor activity; RNA polymerase II cis-regulatory region sequence-specific DNA binding. The transcript has 4 exons. The record is from RefSeq and is a predicted model, not a curated record.
AAUGGGCCAAUCAGAUUCAGUGAAUUUCUCUGUUAGCCAAUCAGCGAACACUGAAGCCCACGUGACGGUUUGCUGUUGCUUCCUGUUUUCUUGAUGCUAUGCUGACUUUAAAGAUAUCGAUCGAACGACGUGGGUGCUAUAUUUCGACCGAGCUAGCGAGGUGACGCCAUAACUCACAUACAUUGUCUAAACGUUGGGCCUCACCUGCCUACCCAGACUGCACGUCACUGCAAACAAUGCGUCUUCUGAAUAAUAACAUGAGACAACAGGGAAAAACAUAUUCAUUCUGAGCAGCAGGAGUAUACUUCCAGGAUGAAGCAGGAGGAGCAAUUGCCCCCUCACAUCAAAGAGGAAGGGGAGGAGCCACAGCUACCCUACAUCAAAGAGGAAGAGGAGGAGCAACUGCUCCCCUGCAUUAAUAGGAAAGAAAAUGAGCUACAAACCCCCAUCAUUAAAGAGGAAGAGGAGGAGCCGAUGCCCUCCAACAUCAAAGAGGAAGAGGCUCACAGCAUCAGUCAAGGAGAGCAUGUUAAAGAGUUGGAGGCGUUCCCAGAGAUCGUUGCCAUUGUGAAGAGUGAAGACGAUGAGGUCAAAGGUGAAAGUGAAGAGAAGAGAAAGGUGGAGCCUCCGAGCUGUAGCUCAACUCAACACAUACCAACAGAAGUUGAUGUAGAACACUGUGGAGGAUCACAAACAGACAACCUCUUGCCUCCGCUAUCGGAGAGCGAUGACACAACAUCAGACUCUUCUGACACUGAUGAUGAAGACUAUGACCUUGGUAUGACAUGUCACUCUGACAACAUGCACUUUAAAUGCUCUCAAUGUGACAAAACCUUUAAUAGCUGUAGUAGACAGAUGAUACACAUGAGAAUACACACUGGAGAGAAACCAUUCAUAUGCUCAGUUUGCGGUAAACAUUUUACUCAGAAAGGACAUUUGACAACACACACAAGAAUACACACUGGAGAGAAAUUGUUUACCUGUUCAGUGUGUGGAAAAGAUUUUGGACAAAAGGGUAAUUUGAAUGAACACAUGAGAAUACACACAGGACAAAAACCAUUCUUAUGCUCAGUUUGUGGUAAAAGUUUCACUCAGAGUAGAACUUUCACAAAACACAUGAGAAGACACACUGGAGAGAAACCUUUUUCAUGUACAAGCUGCAACAAAAGAUUCAGUGAGCAAACAAACCUUGUAUCACACAUGACAAUACACACUGGAGCAAAACUGUUCACCUGUUCAGUGUGUAGUAAAGGUUUUGUACAAAAAGUUAAUUUGAAAGAACACAUGAGAAUACACAUUGGCAAGAAACAAUUCAUAUGCUCAGUUUGUGGUAAAGGUUUUGUUCAGAAAAGAUAUUUGAUCAAACACAUGAGAACGCACACUGGUGAGAGACCGUUCAUAUGCUCAUUUUGUGGUAAAAGUUUCACUCAGAAAGGACAUUUGACAACACAUAUAAAAAUACACACUGGAGAGAAACGGUUUACUUGUUCAGUGUGUCGUAAAGUUUUUGGACAAAAAGGUAAUUUGAAAAAACACAUGAGAACACACACAGGCGAGAAGCCGUUCACAUGUCAAGUUUGUGGCAGAAGUUUCAAUCAGAAAAGAUAUUUGGCAAAACACAUGAGAAUACACACUGGUGAAAUACCUAUUUCAUGUUCAAGCCACAACAAAAGAUUUAAUGAAUGAAUAAACAUUGUAAGACACACACGAACACACUGGUCAGAAACAAUCAUCAACUCAGUUUGUAGUCAAAGAUUCACUUAGAAAGGAAAUUUGACCGCACCUUAGAACACACUGUAGAGAACGCAUUGAGUUGAAAAUACUUUAAAGACUCUUUAUUGUCAAUUACUCCAAUUGUGCAAGACAUAAGGAAGAAUUAAAGACAGUUUCUCUUUCGCAUAGAAUCUCCCAGUGUGGAACCGAAAAAAUAUAUGGCUUUUAACCAAUAUUUAACAAAAAUAACAAUAUUUAUAAGACAACUUGUGCUGAUAAGAUCACCCCAAAAGGGACAAGCGGUAGAAAAUGGAUGUUAUUGAUAGUAACUAGUUAGUAGUUACUGCAGUGUUAAUUACUGCUAACCGUAUGUUGGUGGAUUUGUGUCUUUACUAAAACAUGUUUUUUCUGACACUGGCACUUGUCUAACUAAAUAUUUUGCAAUUCAAGCUUGUAAAACUGAAUUUCUUUAUAUCAAAUGAUGCUGAUAUUUUCAUUAAAUAAAAAAUUGUGAGCCAAA